GCACGAAUUAGUCGAAACAUCGGACAAAAUUGUAUCGAAUGCCUAAAAAUCCACGACUCGGUGGAAAAAGCUAAUCGCAAACACACGUAUGCUUCAGGACUGGUCAAGCUUGGGGUCCACUGCGUGUUGGGCAAGAAGGUGGCGAUCAAAAUCAUCAACAGGGAAAAGCUGUCCGAGUCCGUGCUGAUGAAAGUGGAACGGGAGAUCGCGAUUAUGAAACUGAUCGACCAUCCUCACGUUCUCGGCCUCUCAGAUGUGUACGAAAACAAGAAAUAUCUGUAUCUUGUCCUGGAACACGUAUCGGGCGGGGAGCUUUUCGAUUAUUUAGUGAAGAAGGGUCGACUGACGCCGAAGGAAGCGAGGAGAUUUUUUCGACAAAUCAUUUCUGCGUUAGAUUUUUGUCAUAGCCAUAGUAUAUGUCACAGAGACUUGAAGCCUGAGAAUUUGUUGUUGGACGAGAAAAAUAACAUUAAGAUAGCGGACUUCGGGAUGGCGUCGCUGCAACCUGCCGGCUCCAUGCUAGAAACCAGCUGCGGCUCUCCUCAUUACGCCUGUCCCGAGGUGAUUCGAGGUGAGAAAUACGACGGAAGGAAGGCGGACGUUUGGUCGUGCGGCGUGAUACUUUACGCGCUUCUGGUAGGCGCGUUGCCCUUCGACGACGACAACCUGAGGAAAUUGUUGGAGAAAGUGAAACGAGGCGUGUUCUAUAUACCGCACUUUGUGCCGCCCGAGUGUCAGAAUCUGCUCAAGGGGAUGAUCGAGGUCGAUCCAGACAAGAGACUAACGCUGGCGGAGAUAAACAGGCACGUGUGGGUGACGGCAGCGGGCAAAGGCGAGCUAGAGUUAGAGCUGUCGAUGAUGGACGUGGUGCAGACGCACGUUAUUCCGUCCGUGGAGGCGAUCGAUCCCGACGUGUUGCAAGCGAUCGCGAGCCUAGGUUGCUUCAAGGAACGGGACAAACUGAUCCAGGAACUCCUCAGCCCGAAUCACAACACGGAGAAGGUGAUAUAUUUUCUGCUGCUGGAGAGGAAACGGAGGAGACCAGCGUGCGAGGACGAGCUGGAAGUAAUGAGAGGAGGCAUGAGAGGAUCCGCCGGACAGUUGGAAGCGGACCCACCGAGAAAGCGAGUGGACACGUGUCGAGUGAACGGCAGCACCACCCUGAAUCUCGGUGAAAUUAGCCACGGUUCUCCUUUAACGCCUCGAAGACAGUCGAGCACCAGGCAUCACGCUCGUCGUUCGCCAAGUACCGGGUGCCACACACACGCGUCGCAUUCGCACGCAUCGACGCCAGGUAGCUCGCCGUUGCACGUCUCGAACGCGGUCGCAGGGCUGCUCAGUCCUCACAGGGCCCCUCCACCGACCUCGCACCUAGGUCAAACGAUAAGCCCUCACCGGCUGUCGGCGGUGACGGCCACUGCGGGGAACGGAAACACCAGCACGCCAUCUGUCAUGGCCCCUGUCCCAGUGCUGCCCAACGUCGGGAUAGAGAUAAACGACGUCCAACAGGGUGAGGCUUUUGCCAUCCUAGUUGCGGUCGGCGUUACACCGCCAGGCUCGCCGCACACUGGCGCCGGUUCUAGCGCUCAUCACUGGCGAUCGAGGUUGACCACCAUCAAAAACUCGUUCCUCGGAAGUCCCCGAUUUCAUCGGCGCAAACUGCUCACGAGCGCCGAGGAGGUACAUCUCACGCCGGAUUCCUCGCCGGAGCUUACAAAGAAAUCGUGGUUCGGUAGUCUGAUGACCACGGAAAAGGACGAAACGUUCACGAUUUUGGUGAAGGGGAAGGCGCUGGCCAGCGUCAAAGCCGACCUGAUUCACGCCUUUUUAUCGAUAGCGGAGCUGUCCCACAGCGUGAGCUCGCCGAUGUCCUUCAAAGUGGAAUACAAAAGGGGAAGCACGGCGCCGGCCAUGUUCCAGAGACAAGUCCGUUUUCAAGUCGACAUUAGCACCAUAUCGAAACAGCCGAACGAACUGUUCGCUAUAACCUUCACUCUACUGAGCGGCAACAUCCGAAGAUUUCGAAGGGUAUGCGAGCACAUUCAGUCACAGGUCUGCUCGAGAAACGUAGGAAUAAAUUUGGGGGGCCAGAACCGCGGAGCAGCGCCCCCUAGUCCGCGAGCGUCCCGGAAAUUCACCACGGAGAUGAGCGAAAGUUCCAGCUGCGGGAGCGACACCAGCGAACGAUCGUUCCUCAGCCCGCACCCAGCUACCAGACAGAUCGAUUCGGACAUCGAAUCGGACACUUCCGUGUUCGACGUGAAGUCGCCGACCCGGGAGAACGGCCGCCGCAGCUCCACGUCGACCAACAACAACAAUCCGUUGCCAGGCGACUCGACGCCGACCCCUGGAAGCCCGACGAAGGCGGUGCGCAGCAACUCCGAGAGUCAAAACACGCCGGAGAAAAAAUGCGUGACCACGAUGAGCGGCAACAACAUAGCGUGAUACUACCAGAACUUCCGUUUCGAGUUCCGAUCAAGCUUGAAGAACCUGUGGGACAGUGCCCAGAGAUUCUGGUGAUCGUACACGCGAGUACCCCAGUUGCUUCGUCAAACGAUCCAAUCCGAUCCGAUCCGAUCCGAUCGGCUCGGAAGAAAUGAUCCUGGAAGCCCUCGAGUUCUUUCGAUGACACCGACGAUGCAAAAAUCAGCAUUCAAUCGUAAAAGGCGAGAUGCCGAAUCGACGCGACGAUUCCUUUCGGGAAUAAGAGAAAAAUCGAUCGACUACGAUUUUUUCGACAACAGAGACGAGAGGAACGAACUCCUGUUCGAAAAAGGAUGUACAUGUUCGUCUGCAAGGAGAGUGAUUCGCGGAGAUAUGUCGAAAGAAGAAUACUGGAGGGGAGAGGAUUUCGUCGAGUCGUCACGUGCGCGAGCAUAUUCGACCAAUAGAAACGACGAGAGGUGGGGAGGGGAGGGGAAUUGCUGUGCUCUUUCGAUGCCUCGUUGCACGGUGGUGUCGUCGUGUGAGAUCGUGUGAGAUCGUGUGAAAUCGUGUGAUCGUCCCGUCACAGAGAUAUUUCUGUGACGCGCGGUUUUACCUGUAUGUGAAGUGCAAUAGUGACAUCGUAACCGGUAUAUGUGCGUCGGAUCGUGCCGUUGUAAGAACGAAAUUUACCGGUACGUAUAUAUAUAUAUAUACAUA
Molecule: messenger RNA, 3144 nt
Organism: Heterotrigona itama
Lineage: Eukaryota; Metazoa; Arthropoda; Insecta; Hymenoptera; Apidae
Source: the annotation of a GenBank genome assembly